Messenger RNA from Toxoplasma gondii ME49, 801 nucleotides. RefSeq lists its product as hypothetical. The record is from RefSeq and is a predicted model, not a curated record. The transcript has 2 exons. NCBI's taxonomy places the organism in Eukaryota, Apicomplexa, Conoidasida, Eucoccidiorida, Sarcocystidae. Bases 439 to 801 code for a protein of 120 amino acids.
UGCGGAGAUGACUGACCUCCCACAGCGCAGAAGGGAGAUGGAAAGAGGAAAAAGCGGAGGCGGCUUCGAAUGCGCCUUCUUGCGUCUGCGGCGUGUGUCUCGCCGAGUAACAAAGAGAAGGGGAAGGAGGCGAAAAAGGGACGCGACAGCAAACAGAGCAGAAUCUUUUCUUGGUAGACUUCCACUGAACGCAGACGCCAGGGGAAGGUGUUGGGUUGCAGAUCGGUUUCUUUGUGCUUCCCUAACGUGAGAGGGGGAAUCUUCCAUCUCUUUUGAGCCAUCCGUUUCUAUUCGCGUCUCCGCCCAAUUGGUGGCCUUCGCUUCCUCGUGCUGCUGGCAGGCGCUGAGGAGACAGUCGAGAGGCAGCUGCGUUUUUUCUCGGUUGUGCCAUUGUUUUGGUCCUGUCCCCGAGCGUUUCGUCCCCUUGUCUUUCUACAAAUGCCAACAGCGCGGAGCGGGUCGGGGAUGCCGUCCUUUUUUCCUGCGGUAGAGCCCAGUCGUUCGCCUUGCCAGAAUGAGGAAAGUGUGCCGGGGAACGAGCAAAAGAGGAGAGCCCCGCCAACCAAAAGAGGACGGACAACAUUGGCCGUCGCUUUCACGUGGUGGCUAGUGCGUGAGGCGUUCGUUCUCUGGAUCCGCGAUCCGUGUAUGUCCCGGCUUCCUUUUCUGGGAGUUACUCUCGUUCGUUUUUCAAAACUUGCGAGAGGAACUCUUGGACGCUGCAGCGGAACGACAGAGGACAGACAUCGAGAGACCUUCCUGGAUGUCGGCCAAGGUUGUUUGAAUGAAAUGGAAAUGUGA